AUGGACAGCCAGCGGCAGCAGAGCGUGGCUUACGACUGGGUCGAGGCCAUGCUGGACGACGUCCUGCCGCCGACCACUGAGCUGGAGGAGUCGCUGCGGCACGGCGUGCACCUGGCGCGCCUGGCGCUGCUGCUGCGCCCCGACACCUCGCGGCGCGUCUACGACCUGCAGCUUACGCGCUACGCCGCCAGGGGCCUGCAGUUCCGGCACACGGAUAACAUCAACAUCUGGACACAAACCAUGCGGGAGAUGGGGCUACCACAGAUCUUCAUCCCGACGACCACGGAUGUGUACGAGAAGAAGAACAUGCCGAAGACGGUGUACUGCAUCCACGCGCUCAGCCUGUUCGCCUUCAAGCUGGGCCGGGGCCCACAGAUGCCCGACCUGCUGGGCAAAGCCGUCUUCACGGAUGCCGAGAUUGACGCCGUGUCGGCCGAGCUGCGCAAGUACGGCCUCAGCCUGCCGACGUUCAGCAAGAUCGGCGGCAUCCUGGCGCGCGAGAUGCCCGUCGACAAGGCGGCCCUUCACGCGGCCGUCAUCGUCAUUAACGAGGCCAUCGACCGACAGGUACCCGCCGAGACGCUGGCCGGCCUGCAAAACCCGAACGCUCACCUGCGGGAGGUGGCGGCCGAGAAAUGCUGACCUCUACCAGAGCC
This is a messenger RNA of Pollicipes pollicipes, 656 nucleotides long. Its product is annotated as ras GTPase-activating-like protein IQGAP1. Gene Ontology annotation, cellular component: cell cortex. Bases 1 to 642 code for a protein of 213 amino acids. NCBI's taxonomy places the organism in Eukaryota, Metazoa, Arthropoda, Thecostraca, Pollicipedomorpha, Pollicipedidae. Gene Ontology annotation, molecular function: actin filament binding; GTPase activator activity; calmodulin binding. The record is from RefSeq and is a predicted model, not a curated record. Gene Ontology annotation, biological process: mitotic actomyosin contractile ring assembly actin filament organization. The transcript has 5 exons.